AUGACCACAAAGACUCUAGAAUCACUGCCUCCAAGGCGCAGCCUCCGCAACAUUAAAAGGCAAAGCCUCACCGAAAGCAUCAGCACGGCCACACCUAUCAAGACAGAAUCCAAACCAUCAGCACCGUUAACAAAAUCUGAAUCCACCAUCAAAACAGAAUCGAAGCCGUCAAAACCAUCAACAAAAUCCGAACCAUCCACCAAAACCAUUUCUAUAACCCAAAUCCCAGACAAAAAAGCCUCCAUCCUCCAAGCCCGCAAGCUCAAAUCCUUCGCAGCCUACUCCCAAUCCUCACCGUUCCCAUCAUUCCCCCAUCCCACUCCUCAAGAAUGCUUCCUCGCUCAUCGCAUCCUCGCCUCCAUCCACGGCGACCGUCGUCGUCCUGACAAAAUCAUUGCGCCAAACAGCGUUGCCGGCUGCGGAGAUUCUCCAUCCGUGCUUGACGCGCUGGUGCGUACGAUUUUAUCCCAAAACACCAGCAACAAGAACAGCUCGCGGGCAAAGCUCUCCAUGGACAAGACAUAUGGCCGGAGCGAUAACUGGGAGGCCAUUGUCGAAGGCGGCACCGACAAGCUGCAGCAGACAAUCAAGUCCGGCGGCCUCAGCGUCGUCAAAAGCAAAGUCAUCAUGAGUAUCCUGCACCAGACAAAGGACCAGUACGGGAUUUACUCUCUCAACCACCUUCUCGAUGCUUCCAACGACGAGGCCAUGCGGGAGCUUCUCUCUUUUCAAGGCGUAGGACCCAAAACGGCGAGCUGUGUCUUGCUGUUUUGUCUACGGCGAGAUAGCUUCGCGGUUGAUACGCACGUUUAUCGCAUAUCAGGCCUAUUGGGAUGGCGGCCAGUAGAGGCAAAUAGGGAGGAGACACAGGCUCAUUUGGAAGCAACAGUGCCGGAUGAGGACAAGUAUGGACUGCAUGUGUUGAUGGUGACGCAUGGGAGGACGUGUAACGAGUGCAAGGCCGGAGGGAAGAUUGCAGGCAAGUGUGCUCUACGGAAGGCGUUUGUGAAGGGGAAGAAGAAAUCAGAUGAUGACGAUUUGAUGGUAAGGGAAGAAGAGUUGUUUAUGGUAAAGGAGGAAGAUUUGUAA
Trichoderma gamsii is the source of this 1089-nucleotide messenger RNA. RefSeq names its product base excision DNA repair protein. Gene Ontology annotation, molecular function: catalytic activity. The coding region runs from base 1 to 1089 and encodes 362 amino acids. The transcript has a single exon. Gene Ontology annotation, biological process: base-excision repair. The record is from RefSeq and is a predicted model, not a curated record. NCBI's taxonomy places the organism in Eukaryota, Fungi, Ascomycota, Sordariomycetes, Hypocreales, Hypocreaceae.